AUGGGUCGAUUGGAGCACUUUGUCCAGUCUGGCACCGACGAUGGCGCGCUGCAGUCUGCCUCGCAGCUGGCUGAAGAGCUUCAAGCUUUGCGCUCCAUCUACGGCGACCAAAGCAUCGGUCUGCUGCAUCCAAGCACAAGCACAAGCACAAGCACAAGCACAAGCACAAGCACAAGCACCAGAGGCGAGCCUUCAUGCUCUCAACCGUGCAAUGGCUCCAACCCUACUCCUCUCCCCAAAGCUGCCGACCCGCGAAUCAGCAUGGACAAGCUCAGGCUCAGCGUGCGUGCAGACAUUGCAGGCGCAACGGCAUCGAGCGAGGCUGCAGCCUCGCAACCCCUCCACUUAUCCAUCACCUUGCCUUCAAACUACCCGCACUGCGAUCAAGCACCACAACCUCAGGUGCUCAGUCGCUACAUCGGCCCUUUGCCUGUAGAUCAUCUCAUCUUUGCAGAAGUCCUCAGAUGUUUUCUUCACUUUCAGCGCGUCAUCUCCGAAAGCGAUGUGGGUCGCGAGCGUGGAGAACAAGCAGCGCAGCACAACGACAUCAAAGGACUACGAUGGGUUCAAGGCGAAGUCAUCUGUUUUGAAAUCAUCGAGUGGGUCAAGGAGCGUGUGGCCGAGUGGUUUGAGCAGGGUCUUGCCCGGCGACGAGAGGAACAGUCGCGCAAUCCGAGGUCAUUGGACACUGAAGCAGCGCAGCCGCAAGAUUUCAGCAGCGAUGACCAAGACUUGGAGCGGCAAGAUCUCCCGACGUUGUCCGAGUCCACUGAACAACCUCACGCUAGUCACAAAGCAGUCGACAUUGCCAGCAUGCUCGUCAGCAGUCCACCCAUCACCGAACGAAAGUCGGUCUUUGUCGGUCAUGCUGCGCGCCUGACUCACCCCGACGAAAUUCCUGCUUUGCUUGCACAUCUCUUGUCCGACCGGCGGAUUGCGAAAGCCACUCAUCCGACCAUACAUGCAUGGACGUGCUCGAACACUGGCCAAAGCGGCAGACCAGUUCAUGCCAGCGACUGCGACGAUGAUGGCGAAUCCGCCGCAGGUGGGAGGCUAGCACAUCUGCUACAUGUGCUUGGCGUUGACAAUGUAAUUGUAGUGGUCACAAGAUGGUACGGAGGUGUGCAUCUCGGCGCAGACCGCUUCAAAGUCAUCAACAGGGCAGCGCGAGAUGCUCUGGAGGUCUUGGGCGUGGUUCAAGGUCCGCUCAACUCAAGCCCUGGCAUUUCAAACGCUGCGCAUGCAAACACGCACAAGCUUGACAGCAUCUCUAGACGGUAG
Ceraceosorus guamensis is the source of this 1281-nucleotide messenger RNA. Its product is annotated as UPF0029-domain-containing protein. The transcript is spliced from 4 exons. Gene Ontology annotation, molecular function: protein binding. Gene Ontology annotation, biological process: regulation of translational initiation. NCBI's taxonomy places the organism in Eukaryota, Fungi, Basidiomycota, Exobasidiomycetes, Ceraceosorales, Ceraceosoraceae. The record is from RefSeq and is a predicted model, not a curated record. Gene Ontology annotation, cellular component: cytoplasm. Bases 1 to 1281 code for a protein of 426 amino acids.